Messenger RNA from Gracilinanus agilis (Agile Gracile Mouse Opossum), 12353 nucleotides. RefSeq names its product A-kinase anchoring protein 9 (gene AKAP9). The transcript has 51 exons. Gene Ontology annotation, molecular function: potassium channel regulator activity; molecular adaptor activity; DNA binding. Gene Ontology annotation, biological process: positive regulation of peptidyl-serine phosphorylation; regulation of ventricular cardiac muscle cell membrane repolarization; maintenance of centrosome location. Gene Ontology annotation, cellular component: Golgi stack; cis-Golgi network; centrosome. The record is from RefSeq and is a predicted model, not a curated record. The coding region runs from base 254 to 11848 and encodes 3864 amino acids. NCBI's taxonomy places the organism in Eukaryota, Metazoa, Chordata, Mammalia, Didelphimorphia, Didelphidae.
CAGCGGCGACUGCGCCGUCGUUCCCUUUCCUCCCUUCACCCCGCCCGCGGCCUGUCUGUUUACGUGGAGACGAAGAUGGCGGCGGCGGCAGCACCGCCGGGGACGCUCCUUCUGUGAGCCGGCCACGGGAGUUGGCGCGGGGCCGGAGGCGGCGGAGCGCAGCGCAGCGCCUGGGACAGCCUGCAGCCCUGCCUUCCAUUUCAAGCGGAUCCUUCUCUUUGCUCUUUCUUUCCCUUCCUCUCCAGCGCGGGCCAUGGAGGACGAGGAGCGGCAGAAGAAGCUGGAGGCCGGUAGAGCCAAGCUUGCCCAGUUUCGGCAAAAGAAAGCACAGUCUGAUGGGCAGAAUCCUUCCAAGAAGCAGAAAAGGAAGAAGAAGUCAUCAGCCAGAAAAUAUGAAGAUUCUUCAUAUACUUCCAAUAUUGAUCAGUCACAGGGUGAUACAUUAUUCAUGAAUAGCUCUCAGAGAGGAGCAUCCAUGACUCCUGAAUUCAGUAUAAUGAGAUCUUUACAUAGUGGAGAGAUCAUCAAACAUGAUCAGUCCUAUACUAUUGAACCAGAAAGUGAAAUUUCAACCACAGCGGAUGACUAUAGUUCAGAGGUAAAUGGUUGCAGUAUGGUGAGAGCAGAUAUUCCUACACAUUUAUUAAUGGAAGAAGAAUUUGGAGUUGAUGAGUCUUAUUCUGAACAAGGAGCACAGUAUGUCUCUUCGACACGACUAGAGAUGAUGGAGAAUGAAUUGGCUGGGAAACAGCAAGAGAUUGAAGAACUAAACAGAGAGCUAGAGGAGAUGAGGGCAGCAUAUGGCACAGAAGGAUUGCAACAGCUUCAAGAAUUUGAAGCUGCAAUUAAGCAAAGAGAUGGCAUCAUAACCCAACUUACUGCUAACCUACAACAAGCAAGAAGAGAAAAAGAUGAGACUAUGAGAGAAUUUUUAGAGCUGACAGAACAAAGCCAAAAGUUGCAAAUUCAGUUCCAACAUUUACAGGCUAGUGAAACUCUGAGAAAUAGCAGCCAUAGUAACACAGCUGCAGAUUUACUUCAAGCCAAACAACAGAUUCUCACUCAUCAGCAGCAGCUAGAAGAACAAGACCAUCUAUUAGAAGAUUAUCAAAAGAAGAAAGAAGAAUUCAAAAUGCAAAUUAAUUUAUUGCAAGAGAAAAUUAGAACUUAUGAGAUGAGGGAACAAAAUAAAAAAGAAGACUCAAGUAAAAAGGAACUACAGGAAAAGGAAUCAAUCAUUGAAGAGUUAAAAACAAAAAUAUUAGAAGAAGAAAGAAACUCACUUGAACUGAAGGAAAAAAUAUCAGCUACUGAUAAAUUACUAGAAGAAUUCAAAGAACAGAUUAUAGAAAAGAAUCAAGAAAUAAAUAGUAUUAGACUAGAACUAACUAAUUCUAAACAGAAAGAAAGACAGUGUUCUGAUGAAAUAAAACAAUUAAUGGGAACUGUUGAAGAACUUCAAAAGAAAAAUCAUAAAGACAGCCAAUUUGAAAGUGAUAUGAUACAGAGAAUGGAACAAGAAACUCAAAGGAAAUUGGAACAACUCCGGGCAGAGCUAGAUGAAAUGUAUGGUCAGCAGAUUGUGCAGAUGAAACAAGAGUUAAUAAAGCAGCAUGUGUUACAAAUAGAUGAACUUAAUGCACGACAUAAAGGAGAACUGGAAAAUACUUUAAAAUCAUGUCCAAAUAUUACCGUAAAUGAAGAUCAAAUACAGUUAUUGAAUAUGGCAAUUAAUGAAUUGAAUUCAAAACUUCAAGAUGCUAAUUCUCAAAGGGAAAAAAUAAAAGAACAAUUAGAAGUAAUUUCAGGAGAAAAGUCUACUCUACAAAGACAACUUGAAGACCUUUUUGAAGAAUUAAGCUUUUCAAGGGACCAAAUUCAAAGAGCUAGACAGACAAUAGUUGAGCAGGAAGGUAAACUUAAUGAAGCACAUAGAUUGCUUAGCGGUGUGGAAGAUCUGAAAGCUCAGAUUGUUUCUGCAUCUGAAUUCAGGAAGGAGUUAGAAUUAAAACACGAGGCUGAAGUUACCAACUACAAGAUAAAGCUUGAAAUGCUAGAGAAAGAAAAGAAUGCUGUGUUGGACAGAAUGGCUGAGUCUCAAGAAGCUGAGUUAGAAAGACUGAGAACUCAGCUGCUAUUCAGUCAUGAAGAGGAGCUCUCUAAACUCCAGAAAGACUUAGAAAUUGAACAUCAAAUAAAUAUAGAAAAACUUAAAGAUAAAUUAGGUAUUCACUAUAAACAGCAGAUAGAGGAAUUACACAGUGAAAUGAGUCAAAAAAUAGAAACCAUGCAAUUUGAAAAGGACAAUUUAAUAACUAAGCAGAAUCAAUUACUUUUAGAAAUUUCAAAGCUGAAAGAUUUACAGCAAUCUCUUGUAAAUUCACAAUCAGAAGAGAUGACCCUUCAAAUCAGUGAACUUCAGAAAGAGAUUGAAGUACUCAGACAGGAAGAAAAGGAAAAAGGCACACUUGAACAAGAAGUACAGGAGUUACAACUUAAAACUGAAUUUUUGGAGAAACAAAUAAAAGAGAAAGAAGAUAAUCUUCAAGAAAAAUUUACACAACUUGAAGCUGAGAACAACAUUCUUAAAAAUGAAAAGAAAGCUCUUGAAGACAUGUUGAAAAUAUAUGUGCCUAUUAGCAAAGAAGAAAGCUUGAUUAUCAUAGAUUCAGCAAAGUCCAAGUCUGAAGACUAUGACUGGCAAAAAAAAAUGGACAUACUCCUUGAGGAAAAUGAGAAACUCACAAAGCAAUGCAAUCAGCUAAAUGAAGAGAUUGAGAAGCAAAGGAACACAUACUCGUUUGCUGAAAAGAAUUUUGAGGUUAACUAUCAGGAGUUACGGGAAGAAUAUGCUUGUCUUUUAAAGGUCAAAGCUGAUCUAGAGGACAGCAAAAGCAAACAGGAAGCAGAAUACCAAAUGCAGCUACAGGCUCUUAGCGAUGAACUUUGUAAUUUACAGAGAAUUAAGCCAAUUUUAGAGAAGACUAAAAGUUUAGAUUCUGAAAGCUGUAAAGAUGACAAACCUUUCACAACAGAAAUUUCUGAAGUUGGCGAAGUUGUUGAGAAAGAUACUACAGAACUUAUGGAAAAGCUUGAGGUGACCCAGCGAGAGAAAUUAGAACUGUCAGAAAGACUAUCAGAUCUUUCUGAACAACUAAAGCAGAAGCAUGGCGAAAUUGAUCACUUAAGCGAGGAAGUUAAGUCUUUAAAGCAAGAGAAAGAACAAGUUUUAAAAAAGUGCAAAGAGCUAGAAAUCAUAGUUGGCCACAGUCGAGCAGAACAUAUGGAUGAGUUAAAACUUAAGCUGUGCAAUUUUAAAGAUGGCAUUCAGACAGAGGAAAGUAAAUAUUCUGACAGUCUUGUGUUUAAAAAAAAUAAAGACUUUAGUGAAGGGGCAAAAAUCAUAGAGGAAAGUAAAAUUUCAUCUGAAGAUGCAACUAUUAAAAGAGAAUGUAAACAAGGAUUGGUAAAACCAGAAAAAUAUUCACUUUUGUAUCACUUGGACUCCGUGACUGACCAGUUGGCUAACGAGUCCACAUCAUCAUCUUUGGCUAUUGCACAGAGUGAAAAUUACCAACUUCAGCAAGAACUCCGUAUUCUGAAAUCUGAACAGGCAGAUUUGCGACUUCAGAUGGAGGCCCAGCGCCUUUGCCUUUCCUUGGUUCAUUCAGCUCAUGUGAAGCAGGUACAGGCAUGCAUGGAAGAGGAAACAGCCAGUGCACUGAGCAGCCUCAGAGAGGGCCUUGUUUCUGCUCAUGAAGAAGAGAUGAAGGAGCUUCAGAAAAUGCAUCAUUUAGAACUACAGAACAGAAAGGGACAAAAAACAGAUGAGGAAGUAAUGUCUUUAGAGAUUCUUAUGGAAAAACUCCACAGAGCAGUGACUGAGGAAUGUUCUUGUUUUAAUCAGUCUCUAUGUAAUGUCCUUGGUGCAUAUAACACAACUCCUUUCAAAUAUGAAAUAAAAGUAGAAGAAAAAGAAGUUUCCAAUAUUUAUUCCCCAGAAGUUCAAGAAGAUAGCUCAGAAUUGCAGAAUUAUACAUUUGAAGCUUCAGAUUUGCAAUCAAAUAUGCAAUCUCUUGUUAACAAAAUAGCAGAAGAAUACAACAAGCUGUUGGUACUUCAAUCACAACUAACCAGGAAUUGUGAAAAGAUUCAAGAACAGGUAGAAAAUGCAAAACUUGAAUUUGCAAAAGAGGAGGAAAUAACAAAUCUCAAGACAGUAAAGCCAAAGUGUUUAUUGGUCUCUUCUCAGACAAAAGAUAUUGAUGUAGAAAAUUUGCCUCCUUUAGAAGGCAUAGAAAAACUGAAAAAUCAACUGGAAGCACAAGAUAUUCAAGGACAAGGACACUUUACAUGUAAUUUCCAGCCACAGUUGAAGGAAAUCGAAGUAAAGGACCCUUCAGAGAUCUUCCAUUUGCAAAAGGAACAUCAGCCUGUUAAAGAAACAGUUCUUCAGCCAAGCAUAUUCACUGAAUCACUGACAAAUACAGAUCAGGUUAUGAGCAAAACGAAAUAUAUGGAAAGUUGUCUUCAGAAGACUGAAGAUGGUUCAGCGGAGUUUACUGAUGAAACUGAAAUGAAAGAAGAAAUGGAUAUUCAGUUAUUGAAAAAACAGUACCAAGAAAGACUAGAAGAAGAAGUGGCUAAGGUCAUUGUGUCAAUGAGCAUAGCAUAUGCUCAGCAGAGUGAAAUAGCAAGAAUUUCUAGGCAAAAGGGAGAUACUGCAUCAGUGGCACAAAUAAAUGCCUAUCAACAAAAGGAACUCUUUUCAAGUGAUAUGAAGUGUUCCAGGAAUGAGAUUAGCAUACAGACUUUUGAGCCAGAAGAAAUGAAAUUUAAAGAACUGAAGCCACUUAGCAAAGAACUGAGAGAAGAAGAGUUCAAGGAAAUUCUUUUAUCAAAUAGUAGUAAUCUUGAAAGCACAUUUGAAUUCAAGGACCAAGAACUAGAUUUUUCAAGAGAAGUUUUCUCUUCAAGCGGAAAGUUUAUUUUUACAGAACAUACCCAAGAUGAGAUGUUGGCAUCAAACACAGAGGCUUCUAGGCAGCUGAUGAUGAAUGAAGAGCAGCUAGAAGAUCUGAGGCAGGAGUUGGUACGGCAGUACCAGGAGCACCAGCAGGCCACAGAGCUAUUGAAACAAGCUCACAUGCACCAAAUGGAAAGACAAAGGGAAGAUCAUGAACAACUGCAGGAAGAGAUCAGGAGACUUCACCGGGAGUUGGCCCAGAGUGCCUCAAUAGAUAAUGAAAACCUGGUUACAGAGAGAGAAAGGGUGCUUUUAGAGGAGCUGGAAACCCUAAAGCAGCGAUCAUUAGAUGGAAGAGAGAAGCUGUGUUGUGAGCUGCGCAGCAGCUGUACGCAAACACAGGAUGAAAAUGAAAGCCAAGGAGAAAUCGAAGAACCAAUCUUUCAAGAAGAAUUGGAAGAAAAACCUCCAGUUGUGUCUUCUGACGUUCUGUCUAAAGAAAGAUAUGCUCUGCAGAAAGCUAAUAACAGACUCCUAAAGAUCCUCUUAGAAGUUGUAAAGACAAUAGCAGCUGUUGAAGAAACAAUUGGCCGUCACGUUCUCGGUAUUUUGGAUAGAUCUAAUAAAGGCCAGUCAUCAACCAAUAUUAUUUGGAAGUCAGAGUCAGAAGGAACAGUGAAGUCCUGCAUCCAUGCGGAAGACACAGAAGUGACUGAAGAAUCCAUGGACUCUUACUGUGGAAGUGGCUUGCCCAGUCAUGGCACUAGCACCUGGGCAGAAAUAACGGACGAAGGCAUGGAACUGUGUCAGCGGCUUCUAAGAUGUAGUCUGGCCGGCACGGAAAUAGACCCGGAGAACGAAGAGCUCGUCCUGAAUGUUAGCUCUCGGCUCCAGGCGGCCGUUGAGAAACUUCUAGAAGCCAUAAGUGAAACGAGCAGUCAGCUUGAACAUGCUAAAGUUACACAGACAGAGCUGAUGCGUGAGUCAUUCAGACAGAAGCAGGAGGCCACAGAGUUUCUAAAAUGCCAAGAAGAGUUACAAGAACGACUCAAUGAAGAGUUGAAAGCUAGAGAACAAUUGGCUGUGGAGCUUAGUAAGGCAGAGGGUAUCAUUGAUGGCUAUGCAGAUGAAAAAGCACUUUUUGAAAGGCAAAUUCAGGAAAAAACUGACAUUAUUGACCACCUUCAGCAGGAGUUGUUAUGUGUAGGUAACAGAUUACAGGAAUUGGAAGCUGAGAGACAACAAAUCCAAGAAGAAAGAGAAUUACUUUCUAGACAGAAAGAUGCCAUGAAAGCAGAAGCAGGACCAGUUGAACAACAAUUACUGCAAGAAACAGAAAAGCUGAUGAAGGAAAAACUGGAAGUACAGUGUCAAGCUGAAAAAGUCUGUGAUGACCUUCAGAAACAAGUGAAAACUCUGGAAAUGGAUGUGGAGGAACAGGUCAGCCGCUUUAUGGAACUAGAACAAGAGAAGAAUGCCGAACUGAUGGAUCUGAGACAGCAAAACCAGGCCCUAGAGAAACAGCUGGAGAAAAUGAGAAAGUUUUUAGAUGAACAGGCAGUUGAUCGAGAACAUGAAAGAGAUGUGUUCCAACAAGAAAUACUGAAACUGGAACAGCAGCUAAAGGCUACCCCAAAGUUCCAGCCUAUCAGUGAGCACCAGACUAGAGAGGUUGAGCAGUUAACAAAUCAUCUCAAAGAAAAAACAGACAAAUGCAGUGAACUCCUACUGUCAAAAGAACAACUUCAAAGGGAUGUGCAAGAACGGAAUGAAGAGAUUGAGAAAUUGGAAUCUCGAAUAAGAGAACUGGAACAAGCUUUACUUAUUAGUGCGGACAAUUUACAAAAGGUAGAGAACCGAAAACAUUUUGGAGCUGUAGAAGCCAAACAAUUGCCUCUAGAAGUACAAUUACAGGCAGAACGAGAAGCUUUGGAUAGAAAGGAAAAAGAGAUCACAAACUUGGAAGAGCAGUUAGAGCAGUUCAGAGAAGAGCUGGAGAACAAGAACGAAGAAGUCCAGCAGCUGCACAUGCAGUUAGAAAUACAGAAGAAGGAGGCCGCGACGCGCCUGGAAGAGCUCGAGCAGGAGAAUCGAUUGUUCAAGAAUGAAAUGGAAAGACUAGGCUUUGCUGUACAAGAGUUUGAAGACGUCUCCACAAAGGACCACCAUCAGCUAUUUGGAAAAUUUACCCAGAUGAUAGAGGAGAAGGAAUUAGAAAUUGGCAGGCUAAAUGACCAAAUUACAAGUCUUCAGCAGCAGCUUGAAACUACAACAGAUAAUAAGAUUAUUGAGGAAAAAAACCAACUGAUACAGUACCUGGAAUCUCAGCUGGAGUAUCUAAAGAGUGACCAAGAACGUAUCAAGAAAAAUAGUGAAGAAGAAAUAGAACAGCUCAGUGACGUGAUUGAAAAACUUCAACAGGAAUUGUCGAGCAUCGAACAGAAGGCACCGGCAGACUUCUCUUCCCUUCCAGAGGAACCAAAUGACCUGAAACAGCAGCUGGAGGCAGCGAGAGCAGACAAGCUGGCCCUGGAGCAAGAAGUAGGGAGAACCCGCGAGGAGGCAGCCCUGGCCCAUGCUGGGCUCCGGGAGAGCAGUGCCCGCAUGAACCGUCUGCAGGAAGAGCUGGACGCCUUGAGGGAGAAGCAGCGUAGCUGGGAUCAGACCAAGAGCCCCAGGGGCAGUGUGCAGGGUGCCAGCCAGAGUCAGCCUAGGCAGCUGGGGACAGAAGACUCCAAAAGCCUCCAGACACCAGCUGGAAAGAGCAGAGACUUCGAGGGCGAGCUGGAGCCAGCCCUCUGGCAGCUGGGAGAGAAAGAAGCAGAGCCUGGAUGGAUGGAGGACUCGAAGGGACAGUGUCGGGCCAACAGGGAAACUCUUCAGAGGGAGGUCAGCAGCCUCCGGGCAGCGCUUGAGGAGAAGGUGGCCGCCCUUGUGGUGAGUCAGGCCCAGCUCAGAGCCAUCCAGGAGCAUGUGAGCCGGUGGCAACAGAGGCCCGCGGUGGUGUCCGAGCUGUCUGGAGGAGCCCCGGGGGCCCAAGGAGACAGCCGGCCACUCUGCCAGAAGCAGCCUAAGGAAGCUGCAGAGGAAAGGAAGGAAAAGAAGUCUCUGGGCCUCAAGGAGACCCCAGAGGAGGCAGAGAAAAAAGAAGAAAAGGAGGAAGACUCAGACUUGGCCCAUGUAAGCUCAGACUCACUAUUUUUUUCCCCCAAACACUCUACUCUUACUUUAGGAUUAAGGACUCUAACUGACACCAAGGCUGAAAAACUUAAAGAAAUGCCAGUCAGAGAAGCCAAUAAGGCACUUCAGGAAGAACUAAGUCAAAUUAAGCACCAGCUCAUGGAAGCUGAAAAAAAACUGGACUAUUAUUUGAAAAAGGAAGGUGAACUUCGAGGAUCGGAAAGCCAAAAGGCCUCAUGGGAAUUAGGACAGUUUCCAGCUGAGAGGGAUUCUCCUCUGACGGGUCAAAACUCCUCAUCCCAGAUGGACAGAAUCCUUCAGGUGAGCAGCGGCCAUCAGACUCCCCACAUCGUCGUUAAACACACGGGAAUCCAAAGCGACCCGCCAAGCAGCUGCCCGGCGGAAGAUGUCACUGAGCUCAGAAAGCAGCUCACUGAGAAGAUGGCGCACAUGCAGGAGCUUCAUGCCGCCGAGAUCCUGGACAUGGAGGCCCGGCACAUCCGCGAGACGGACAGCCUGAAGAGAGAGCAGGCGGUGGCCGUGCGCUUACUGACGGAGGAGUGUGGCGCGCUGAAGGCCGCCAUCCACUGUCUGCGAGCCAGAGAGGGAGUUUCAGUUCCUGGAUCAACUCGCUCUGACUCUUAUCAAAGUAGAGAAAUGUGUUCCAGUGAUUCUGGAUCAGACUGGAGUCAAGGUGUUUAUCUUACACAAAGUCAGGGCUUUGAUUCAGCAUCAGAUGGCCCAGGAGAAGAAGGUGAAAGUUCAACAGAUUCAUUUCCAAAGAGAAUAAAGGGGUUGCUGAGAGCCGUCCAUAACGAGGGUAUACAAGUCCUCUCUCUCACUGAGCCCCCCUAUAGUGAAGGAGAUGCCAGUUUUGCUCAGCAAGCUUCAGAAUUUUGGCUGGAAGAAAGAAAAACUUACCUCAACACAAUCUCAUCUCUUAAGGAUUUAAUUACCAAAAUGCAGGUUCUAAGGGAAACCGAGCUUUAUGAGAGCUCUCAGCCCCAAGAGAAUCCUCCCGACUGGCGAGGUGAAUUUCUACAUGCCCUUCAACAAGUCUUUCUGAUGGAACGAAACAUUCUUCUAGCCAUGUUUAAGACACAUGUGACGGCUCUAGGCACUAGAGAUGUUCUUGGCUUGCUAAACCAGGUGGAACAGAGAUUACAAGAACAGGGCCUUGAAUACCAAGCUGCCAUAGAAUAUAUUCAGAGUGCAGAUAGGAGAAGCUUAUUAACAGAAAUUCAAACACUACAAGCUCAAAUGAAGAGUAAAAUAAUGGCCCUGAAGAGAGAACAAGAGAGCGAUUUACAAAACCAAGAGCUGUUAGAGCACAACAUGCAGCAGAAGCAGGCUCAGAUCCUGGAGAUGCAGGUGGAACUGAGCACCUUGAAGGAGAGAGCAGCCGAGCUUCAGGACCAGCUCAAUGCUGAGAGGAUGAGGGCUGCUGAGCUCCAGGAUGGACGGACUCAAGCAAAGCUGGAGCUUGAGACGACACUCAAAGCCCAGCAUAAGCAUCUAAAGGAGCUAGAAGCUUUCAGGAUGGAGGUUAAAGAAAAAACAGAUAAAGUUCAUUUAUUAAAUGAUACAUUAGCUAAUGAACAGAAAAAAACAAGAGAGCUUCAGUGGGCUUUGGAAAAGGAAAAAGCCAAAUUGGAACGUAACGAAGAAAGGGAAAGAGAAGAACUUGAGGAUCUAAAAUAUUCAUUAGAAGGUCAGAAACAAAGGAAUGUUCAAUUAAAUCAACUUUUAGAACAACAAAAACAGCUCCUGAGUGAUUUGCAACAGAAAAUAGUGGCCCAGGGAACUCUGUAUGAUGCUCAGAUAUCUGAAGAAAGAAGCCAAAAGUCAGAGCUUCAGGGACUACUUGAAUCAGAGAAAGUUCGAGUCCUGGAAAUGCAAGAGACCCUUGAAAGGGAAAGAGAAUUACAUGCUCAGCUCCAGGCUCAUGAUGACCAUGAGCAGGAUAAGGUAUCCACAUCAAAUGAGGACGUUCUCAAAGAACUGCAAAAACAAUUGUAUGAAAAACACAACCGCAUAGUGGAGUUGGUUAGUGCAAUUGAAAAAUAUAAGCUGGACUUUUUGCAAAUGAGACAGCAGACAGAAAAAGACAGGCAAAUGCAUAGGAAGACAUUGCUCACAGAACAACAAGCCAACACUGAGGGACUAAAAAAGAUCCAUGAGCUACAGUCAAAAUUGGAAGAUCUCCAUUGGCAGCUAGAAGAGAAAAGGCAACAAAUUUAUAAACUAGAACUUGAAAGGAAGAGAUCACAAGAAAUUAUACAGGAGCUUCAGAAGCAAGAACAGGAGAAGGAAGAAAAAAUUGAAACAGGAAGAAUAUCAUAUCAGAAUCUCAAUGAGCCAACCACAUGGGAUUCAUGCAGUGAUCGAACAAGAAAUUGGGUCCUCCAGCAGAAAAUUGAAGGAACUGAGGAAAAAGAAUCAAGUUAUCCCCCACUGAUUGAGAUGAAUGGGGAUGGAACAAUUGAGGAUAUUCACAAACCAGAGACCAUUAGACAAAAACUGCAGAUCAUAUCAUCAAAACUACAACAGCUGGCUCACAAAGCCUCUAGCAGGUUACAGUUUGAAGCAGCAGAUGAUGAAGAUCUUAUUUGGGUCCAGAAAAAUAUUGAUCACAUUCUUUUACAAUUACAAAAGUUUACUGGAUUAUCCCAGCAAGGGGAGGCCACUUUAGUAUCACCAGGCCUUUCUUGUAGCUCAUUGACAGAAAGAUUACUAAGACAAAAUGCUGAGCUAACAGGACAUAUCAGCCAGCUGACUGAGGAAAAGAAUGAUUUGAGAAAUGUGGUGAUGAAGCUGGAGGAGGAGAUCAGGUGGUUUCGGCAGACAGGACCUCGUGGAGACUAUUCUUCUCGACAUUCAUUCAAUCGUGGUACUAACAUUGAGGCUGUGAUAGCUUCUGAGAAAGAAAUUUGGAAUCGAGAAAAGCUAGCUCUCCAGAAGUCCCUGAGACAGGCUGAAGCUGAGGUUUGCAGAUUGAAGGCUGAACUGAGGAAUGAAGCUUUGUUGCAAGACUUGAAUCCCAACUCAGAAAGCGCAGCUUUAAAGAGAAUUUAUGGUAAAUAUUUGAGAGCAGAAAGUUUUCGGAAAGCUCUCAUCUAUCAGAAGAACUACCUGCUGCUAUUACUAGGUGGGUUCCAAGAAUGUGAAGAUGCCACUCUGGCCCUCAUUGCCCGAAUGGGUGGACAGCCAUCCUGUACAGACCUAACCGUCAUCACAAACCAGUCCAAAGGCUUCACCAGGUUUCGGUCGGCCGUUAGAGUUUCUAUUGCAAUUUCAAGAAUGAAGUUCCUAGUUCGCAGAUGGCAUCGGGUCACGGGUUCUUGUUCCAUUAGUAUUAAUAGGGAUGGCUUUGGACAGAAUCCAGGCACAGACAAGGCGGACCCAUUUUACCACUCGCCUGGUGGCCUGGAGCUGUGUGGAGAACAGAGACAGUCCUCCUACCGGUCCCGCUCCGACUUGGACUGCCCCAGGUCUCCUGUACACUUCCAGCCCAGGUACCAAAGCGCCCCGGCUGACUUGAACCCCGGCUCCCUGGCCUGCUCUCAGCUUCAGAAUUACGACCCCGACAGAGCUCUGACAGACUACAUCCACCGUCUGGAAGCCCUGCAGAGGCGGCUCGGCAGCGUCCAGUCCGGGUCAGCCGCGUUGUCCACUCAGUUUCAUGCUGGCAUGAGAAGAUAAUCCUUUGAACGGCGUCAUCGCUUGUAAUAAUCGCCUUUUGUAAAUGGACGCAUCUUUUGUGCUUUUGUAUCGUGUAUAUUUAACGGGACCAACGCAGACACAGCUCGACGAUUGUAUACGAAGCCCUGCCGACCCAUCGGAGCAAACUGGAAUUUAUGUAUAUAAGCACUGUGUGUUCGUGCACAACAAUCCCUAAAUGACGUGUACAUGUAUAUUUGUGGAAUGCUAAUUUAAACGAUUAACUUAUGGAAGACUUGUGUAUUUAUCAAAGGGAUGAAGAGAUAAAACUUUUGCAUAUUCUUACCGAUGAAUGUGUAGCUCUGGGGGUCCUGUGCUUUUCUCACAUGACUACUUAAGUUACAUGAUUCUGCCCUAAUAUAUUUGCUACUGGCAGUGCAGACAGAACAUAUCACUUGUAGAGACCUAUUUUUGUAAUGGUAGAAGUUUUGAAUUUUAUUGGGGGUAUUUUGUCAAAGUACUGAAAUAAAAAACAAGUUCAUUUUAA